Messenger RNA from Piliocolobus tephrosceles (Ugandan red Colobus), 2316 nucleotides. It is a transcript of the gene PRRG2, whose product is annotated as proline rich and Gla domain 2. Gene Ontology annotation, cellular component: extracellular region; plasma membrane. Lineage: Eukaryota; Metazoa; Chordata; Mammalia; Primates; Cercopithecidae. The coding region runs from base 1086 to 1694 and encodes 202 amino acids. Gene Ontology annotation, molecular function: calcium ion binding. The record is from RefSeq and is a predicted model, not a curated record. The transcript has 7 exons.
GCGGGGCCUUGGAGUGCUGCGGGAAGGGCAGGGGUGGGACUCUCACCCGCUGCAGCACGAUGAUGUCGCGGUCUGUGAGUUUGUCUCCAGUCACAGGGUCCACCAUAUCCUUCCGAAUCAGCUUCUCCACGCAUUCGAGGGUGACCACAGCCCCACUGCGGUGAGGGCGAAGGUGGGAGACUCUGAUCAGAGGCCGUCCUGGAGACCUACCGGCCCCAAAGCCGGCCCGCCCCGCAGGUUCCCAGGUGGUCCCUUCCCUCCCCUCCUAGGUGACUCACGAGGGCCGCAGCACAGCGCAGGGGGUGGCGUUGCUCAGGCUGUCGCGGGUCACGGCGCACACGUAGCGCUCACUGCGCGUAAUGAGCCCCACGCGGUCCACGGAGCUGUCGAGUGGUGUGAAGUGCACGGGCGUCAGGUCUGACAUGCGCAGGGGCUUCCCCGACAUGGGGCAGGUCACCGUGCGGGACUGCAAGGGGCAGAGAGAGGCAGGCUCAGUAGGCAGGGCUGGCGCAGGUGGAGAACGGGUGGUCCCUGUGCGUGAGAAGGACGCUGGGGGACCCUGGCGCCCUGGCACAGUGCGUGCGGGGGCGCUGUGGGGGCUCACCGGCUUCUCCAGCUUGGUGGCCUUGGCUUCGGGCGUCAGUGACGGGAUCCAGAAGCUGGGCAGCACUUUGUCCUUGUCCUUACUUGGAGGACCCACACUGGGCCCAGGUUGGGCAUCAUCUGUGGGGGAAGAAAGGGACUCAGAUGCCCACCCCUGGGCCCGCCCAGCCCGCGGCGCCCCGCCCCCCAACCCACCACAAGCGCACUCUGAGUCACCUGGGCUGGUGCCCGAGAGGGCCUUGGCUGUGAAAGGGUUGAGAGGCCGGCUGACGAUGGCCGACUCCUUCUCCAGGAAGCCCCGCACAUGGUCCUGCGAGGCCGCCCGCUGAAGCUCCUUCUGCUCCUCCCGCCGGGUGCCCCGCUGCUUCUCGUAGGCCUGCCAGGGGCGGAAAGUAGGCUGAGCAUCUGCCCGUGAGGGUGGCUUUGGACCACCCUGGGGGUUUGGAGGUAUCUUCCUCUCAUUUCACAGGUGUCUGGAAAAUAUGAGGGGCCAGCCCUCUCUCCUGCUGCUAUACAUGGCAUUAACCACCUGCCUGGAUACUUCACCCAGUGGGGAGACAGACCAAGAAGUCUUCCUGGCUCCCCCAGAGGCCCAGAGCUUCCUGAGUAGCCAUAUCCGGAUUCCAAGAGCCAACCACUGGGACCUGGAGCUGUUCACACCAGGGAACCUGGAACGGGAGUGUCAUGAAGAGAGGUGUUCCUGGGAAGAGGCCAGGGAGUGUUUUGAGGACAACACUCUCACGGAGCGCUUUUGGGAGAGCUACAUCUACAAUGGCAAAGGAGGGCAUGGACGAGUGGAUGUGGCAGGCCUGGCUGUGGGACUGACGUGUGGUGUCCUGCUCAUUGUCCUGGCUGGCCUGGGAGCCUUUUGGUAUCUGCACUGGCAACGCCGCCGAGGCCAGCAGCCCUGUCCCCAAGAGGCCGGGCUCAUCAGCCCGCUGAGUCCUUUGAGCCCUUUGGGCUCACCGACGCCCCUGCCUCCACCCCCACCCCAACCCCCAGGCCUCCCCACCUAUGAGCAGGCGCUGGCAGCCUCUGGGGUACACGACGCACCUCCACCCCCCUACACCAGCCUCAGGAGGCCUCACUGAAGAGCUGCUUUCGAGACCCGGCUUUCCGAACCGUACCCCUGAUUCACACUGGAUUCCGGAAGCCCCUAGGCCUCGUAGACGCCGAAGCUGGACUUGGAGGGGGGGGAUGGUGGGAGUAGGGGUCGUCCGGCCCGAGGCUUGCCCUGGCACACGCGUUUCCGCCGCGUAUGGAUAUACACAUGUUCUCGGCAACGUGUUCCCGUGUCCUGGCCCCUCACGGGCCCCCACACUCCUGACCGUGAGGGCACUGGUCAGUUCCGGCCCCGUGGUAGGCAGACGCGCGGGGAAAUUCGGACCCAGGAGCCCAGCCCCGGUGUGCCGUCUUGUGUAUGGGCAGAUAUGACCUGACAGUCCCCUCCAGUGCCACAGGGUACGCACACGCAGAGCCCCGCCUGUGCACACGCGUGUCUUCGUGCACUCCCUGUGCGGUACAGAGGCACAUCGUAACCCAGGGAAAGGGCGGGGGGCAUAUUUGCAAGCGUGCUCGGUGCGGGCAGGCUCGCAUUGCACCCAGGGAGCUGGAGUUGAGCUGUUCCCCUAAAUAAAAACCCUUUGGAAAGGAGACCAAAAAAAGCAGAAAUAAUGCAAAAAAUAAUAAUAAUGAACCGCGAUCCCGGGCGCA